Homalodisca vitripennis (glassy-winged sharpshooter) is the source of this 2843-nucleotide messenger RNA. Its product is annotated as rh5-interacting protein-like. The coding region runs from base 453 to 1913 and encodes 486 amino acids. The transcript is spliced from 4 exons. Lineage: Eukaryota; Metazoa; Arthropoda; Insecta; Hemiptera; Cicadellidae. The record is from RefSeq and is a predicted model, not a curated record.
UGUAAACAAAAACAUUUAACCAUCCACACAACUCACAACACACACGUACACGCUUCCAGCUUCUGCCGAAUGAGUAUUUGCCUAACCUAAACGGAUGUAAAGUAAGGCAAGCUGAGUAACAUCGUAGAUCAGCCCGGCAGAAGCUUCCACACACCUCAGACACCAUACUGCAUGUGAAAUCUUCAGGAAUAUAUUUGUCCAUGGUGAAGCACACGUCAAGACAUCAAGCACACUAUAAAAGCAAUAAGUUAGUUAAACUCCCGAUAAGUUUUGGAACCAUUUGACGGAACUCCACAUCAAAGAUGAAGUACGAAUGAAAAUUCAAACAAACUAAAAUAAGAAAUAAUCUUUUGAAAUUACCCAGCAAACAACCUUCCUACUUCACAGUUUCUUGAGGUUUCUUUGUAAAACAUAUUGUUUGGACUGAAUUAUUCAUUAUUAUACUAAGAAUAAUGGCAGAAAAAGAUAAGAUACAAUUUAAAGAUAUGAUUAUAGAAAUAUCGGGGGAGGGAAGAAUUGAAGAAUCAAUGUUCCCCGAAGAAGAAGAGCCUUGUUCGUGCCCGAGUAAACAUAAAACGGACUCGACCUGUCUAGUACACGGUAAGAAGCCCCUUCAGGAUGAGGCUGGUGACAGACGUUACGGUAAAGACAAGUCUGAUAAAGAUUGUGUAAAACAUGGCAAAUGUAUUUGUAAAGAUAAAGAAAACCCAGAUCCAAAAUGUCCAGAGCACGGUAAGUGCAUUUGUAAAGAUAAAAAACAUCCCGAUCAAUUUUGUCCCGAACAUGGAAAAUGUAUUUGCAAGGAUAUGGACAAAUUUGAAGGUAAUUGUCCUAAGCACGGUAAAUGUAUUUGCGAGAGGAAGGAUAAGCCAAAUCCUAAAUGUCCCGAGCAUGGAAGGUGUAUUUGUACGGACAAAACUGUACCAGAUCCUGAUUGCUCAAAGCACGGUAAAUGUAUUUGUAAAACUAGAAAUAAAGAUUGUCAUAAGCACGGAAAUUGCAUCUGUACGGAUAAAGACGCCCCGAAUAAAAAGUGUCCUGAACACGGUCAAUGCAUCUGUACGGACGAAAAUAAGCCUGAUCAAGAAUGUCCUGAGCAUGGAAAGUGUGAUUGUAAAGACGAAUCUGAAAAACAGUGUCCCAAGCAUGGUGAAUGCAUUUGUUCUGAGAAAGAUAAACCUAAUCCAAAGUGCCCUGAACACGGACAUUGUAUCUGUGAAGAUAAAUAUAAGCGUAACCCACAAUGUCCCGAACACGGACCUUGUAUCUGCAAAGAUACAGAUAAAUCCGAUAAGGACUGCCCAAAACACGGAAAAUGCAUAUGUACCGAUAAAAAGAGACCAAAUAAGAAAUGUCCAGAACACGGCACUUGCAUUUGCACUGAUGUAACAAAACCAGAUAAAAAGUGUCCCGAACAUGGCGCUUGUCUUUGCAAAGACAUUGCCAAGUUCAGCUCUGAUUGCGUUAAACACGGAUCGUGUCGUUGUAAAGUUGGGGAAAAACCCGAACCUCUUUGUCCCCAGCAUGGAACAUGUAUUUGUAAAGACAAACGCAAGCCUGACCCUAAAUGUCCUAACCACGGGAAGUGUACUUGUGUGAGGACACCGAGCCUUGCUUGUACGUGCACAGAUAAGGAUCACCCGGAUUCUGGAUGUCCUGAGCACGGUGAAGGUACAGGACCUAGAGGUAAGAGGUCACUUCCAUCAAAACUUAUAGAUGACUGGGGUAUCAUAGAUGACGACGGUUGCUGUACCUGUCCUUCCAAAGAGGAGGCUGAUCCUUUCUGUCCUGAACACGGUCUUUAUAGAACUAACGGGGAGAAAAGACCAAAGCCGUUUGAUGAACCUUGUUCGUGUCCUUCAAGAUACGAAAGAGACCCUUAUUGCGUUACACACGGCAAAAUACAGGCGUAAACAGUAUCCAGGAGAGUACGGAGAUCCGUGUACUUGCCCUGCAGAUGCAACAGAUCCUUACUGUCCUGAGCACGGGAGGUAUAACACCAACGGGACCAAAAGGACGAAACGCUACGAUGGUCUGAUGUGUACAUGUGAUCCGUUUUGUCCUAUACAUGGAAAACGACGACCUGAAAUAAGAGAGGAAGCCGAAGACUUAGGUGAAUUUUGUACUUGUCCACGAAAAAAUGUAGGUGACCCUUUCUGUGUCGAGCAUGGAAAAUACGGUAAGAACGGUAGGAAACGUCCAGGAAUACGUGAACGACUGUGCACAUGCCCGACAAGAAAAAUAAAAGACCCGUAUUGCCGUGAACACGGCACCUUCAAACCAAACGGUACGAAACAAUCGGAGUUGUAUGGACCUUUAUGUUCAUGUCUAUCAGGUGAAGAUCGCGAUCCUUUCUGUCCGGAACACGGCACGUAUAUCGGGGCACAUAUACUCAGAUUUGGGAAUAACGGCACGACUGACCCGUACUGUUCUCAGCACGGUAUUUGUGCCAAAGGGCGAAAAUCACCCAAAGGAGUACCAGAUGACGUUUGCAUAUGCCGUAGAAAGAAAGGGUUAUUCGACAGAACUGCGGGAAAGACUAAAGGCUUUUGCCAGCGAUUCCUUGAUGUGUCACCUUGCUGUAGAUGUGUUUGCGAGAAGGUGUGCUGUAGGUCACUGUGCUGUCGAGAGUAUUGUCUUCUAGAAGGAAAGAAUUCAGAUGAUCAAGAUCAUUGUAUCUUUGAUAAAGACCAGAAAGAAUGGAGUGAGAGGAGGGGUGGAGAGAAACCGUGCUGUGAAGGCACGGCUGAUCUACAUUCUUCUCACUACCACAGGAAGUGUGGUUUUGCAAUUGACAUGCAAAUAAAAAACAAAUGAAUUAUAAAUACAGUAAUUAGAACAUG